AUGCUGCCUACCCCGUCCUCCUGUCGUAUUAAAAUCUGGCCAGUGAUUGUUGUGGACCAGGAGGUGCGGUGGUACGCCUAGGUGCGGGAUGUCGUUGAGUCAGCCACCAGCGCAGUCUCCCGCCUCUGGCCUUCUUGACUGUGCGUUGACUCGAGGUACAGGUGGGGGAGGGGAAAGUGUGGUAGAUUCUGCGUAAGUAUACUAUCAGUAUAAAAUCCGUCAUGCGAAAUUCACAGUCCCCACUAUCACCCUGCUGUUGAGCACACAGUGGGUAUCGUCGAAUUAGACAGUCGAACUGUUGGAGUAUAAGGCGCCAACACAUUGUUGAGUGUCAGUUUCGCCGACUCACUUGUCCAAACAGUUUACGUGCUCAAGUGUCUGUUCAAAAACGGGAGUCAGAGGGUUACGUUAACAGGCAGUCAGCCUGUGCGUAUUAAUACACGCCCAAGAACAUAGACCUGUUUUGCCAACAUACAGGCAAGAAGAGCUAGUGGACAGCAAGCAGUGCAUAGUACUAUUCGGUUGGAUACGAUAUUCGACUCGUAAUAAUAAUGCACCAGAUGAAGAAGUUGGCUCGUGAGUAGUGUGAAUGUUAAUUCGACUCAGAUGUAGCAUACUACCAUGUUCGGUUUCCGUUUUUCACAUAUGCUACUGGGGCCGGGUACUGUUGCAUACGAAUUGCAUCCUACAAAUCCCGGGAAAUAUCUGUUAGAUCAGAAUAAAUGGGUCAAUUCGCAGUUGGGCUGCUUAUCCUUACUGCAGUACAGAGGUAAGUGGAUGAAGAGUCGCCUUUUCUGGAAUCUAGCGGAUGGUUUUAACGUUUGUAGCCUUUAAAUUCCAAGUGCAAAAUUGAGGAACUGAUUUAGAACACUGAUGGGUUUGAAAUUUGACGCCUCUAUAGUGGCAGUAGUCGGUGCACAGUCUUUAUUGACAAAGUCGAUUAUCAAAGCAAGGCCCAGAGCCGCCAUGGCAAACGUAAGCCCAACAAACUCGGAGCCAGUAUAUUUGAAAACCAAUAAUUCUGAAGGCUGUUAAGGUCUGGCCCUAAAGGAUAACAAUAACCGCAUCAACAACAAUAGUUUACGUGUUGCAGGUGAUAAGGUUGGCAUAGCCCACACACGGCUACACAGUGCCUUUGGAAAUGUUUUUACUAGGAAUAUAUUCAACGGCAUCGUUAAAUAUGUCCUCGAUGUAAGUCAACUGACGUUACCAUUUUGUCGUUUGGUUGACGUCAGACAAGAACAUACAAGAAUAGAAGUUUGUUCUCCACUUCCUCUUCCAUCGGGAGGUGUAGAUCGUGAAUGACUGAGCUCAGCAGUUCUUCGUAGUAGUUAAUUCUAUCCUAAUCGAUGAUAACGAAGGUAUCAUCAACAUAGCGCACCCAAAACUGGAGUUUGCUCUCCUGGAUUAGUUCUUUCUCAAGUGUUUGCAGAACCCCCUCGGCAAUGAGCCCGCAGAUUGGUGAACCCAUUGGAGUGUGCAUAAUUUGCCCAUGUAUGUGGUCCCUUUGAAGGUGAAAAUGUCCUGACGCAGUUCCCACGAGUUCUAUGAGAUCCUGAGCUGUAGGCAGGCUAUCGCCCUUAUCGUAAUUUUAAUGUGGCAUAACACUGAGCGUCUCGACCGCAAGGACCUGUGAUAUGGACGUUAGGAGUGAUACGACAUCAGAUGACACCAUUCUUUCAUUUGGUUCGAUCCUAACAGUCAUUAUUUUGUCAAGGAAUUGUUCUGCUGAGUGCACUGCUAUUUGCGAGCCCGUUGUUACCAAUUCUAGCUUCUGAAAUAGCCACUUUGCAAGCCAGAUGUGUGGGUGAGCCUCAGAGUGAGACGAUUGGUCGGAGAGGAACAUCUGUCUGUGUGCCUUUCGAAGAUCGCAGAAUCUCGCCGUCGAUGUUUCAGUGGGCCUUUCCAUAUACCAAUCUUUGACGGUGAUGACUUUUCCAUCCUUUGGUCGAGCCAGAGUUCUAUUAACUUUCGCCAGUAGGGACUUUAGACUGGUGACAUCGCUGACUUUGUAGGACGCCAGGUCAGAGGGGAACGUAAGAGCUUUGUUUUGGUAAUCUACCUUGUCAAGGACAACGGUUGACUGGCCUUUGUCAGCAGGCGGAAUAACUAUUUCGUCGCCCGCAUUUAUUUCCUUAGGGCCUAUUGUUCAUCUCUUAGCAGCGAAUGGGUUUUUCGAGGCGACAUGAGACGUGAGAAGAUUUGGUGUUGAAGGAGGUCCUUUACAUCGUCUGCUGCAGUGGUUUGACGUAGCACCAAUUCGAAAGAAGAACCGAAAGUAACCGUGUCGGCGUCAGUUGUGUUAAAGUCGGAUCCAAGUUGUAGAACUUUUCUUUGAGUCACAUUAAGAUGUUUCGACAAGAGGUUGUGUAAUAAGGUUUGUUCAUUUUUCUGGACUUGUACGAUCUGCAGGGCCAUGGACUUUCCCGAUAAGCCUGCAUCUCCGUUAGCACGUUCCUUUCGUCGCAAUAAUAUUAAGGUGUUCUUCAAUGUUGUGGCGGUCAGUUUACCAUAGCGACGUGUAAAAAGUAUCCUGAGGUUUUUAGCAUUGUGUGCGUAGUUCCUUAGCCGUAGGUGGCAAUCUUGAAGCAGUACCCCAGUCAUUCGCCUGCUAUGGCGGAACAUCGUUUGUCUAGCCAGUUCCGUGUUGACGAGAGGCUUACAGGAGAGGCAUUUUGGCAUAACAUACUUGACAAGGCAUCUGUGAAGGAAGUUGAGUUGUACUUUGUUCAAGGCUGGUCGGAGGACCUCCACUGCAUCUCUCCCGCUGAACGCCUCCGUUUCUUUUGUUAUGCCACCUGGGGAUGCACGUUCCUCACUUUUAAUGAAUUUUGCCUGCUUUGACUGUUGCACAUUUGUCCCCUGUUGGAAAACGGCUUGGGGAAAUAGUAUCGAAAAUUUACGGAGUACACUUUGCUCCAUUUUCCAACAUUACUUCCCCUCUAUCUACAUAUGUACAUGGUUACGCAAUCUGUCACCCUGUUUCCUGAACUACGUCUUUAGGCCUUUCAAUGGGAAAUAUAAAAUCUCUUUUCUAUAUAUCUUUUGGACUUGUUUACCAUUAUUUCGUCGGUCGUAUUUGACGUACACGACAAAUGUUAACUACUAAACCGACUAUUGUAUGUUUCUUCUGGGAACAUCUGAGACUCUGUUGACGUCUAUUUUUCCGGCAUCCCUGCUCAUUGUUUGCACCGCCUCUUUUUAAGAAGAACUUCUAUGUGCCAUCUAAGCUUGAUGAUUGAUGCAUGUAGUGUAUGAGUGCAUUGUUUCUGGGAAGGAAGGUGGAGGAGAAGGCCAAAACUCUGUGAGCUGCCGGAUCACCCGAUCGGUCCCACAUUUACAUGGUUAUGGUCGAUGACUGUAAUAACAUCGGUCACUCUCCUCUCACUUUAUUCCCUUCCUUACAUGAUCGACUACUGUGGCGUGCUGUGCAGUCGUAUUUAUUAUUUAAGAUUAUUCGCUGUUACUUAAACUCGUUUACCUAGACAACUUCCUUCCACUCUCACCAUGCCCACCGUCAUAUCAUAUCAACAUUCCAUCUUUUUAUUCACCUAUCACGUUUUGUCCCUCUAAGCCGUCUUCCGUUUGAACAGUUUAUCUUUCUACAGUAGGUGAGUUAACUCAGGAAAUGAAGGCAAGCAUGUACAGCAGAAUUUAUUGGGGCCAAUAAAUUUCGUGACGGCUUUUCAACUGCAGCCCGUCCCUGCAUAACAUAGGUAACGAAUGAAAGCGCACAGCAGUAUGAAUUUGUACAGAACGGCAGUGCAUAAGAGCAAGGUCAAGGUUCAAGGCAAUGAAUAAUCAGAUAAGACGUCCACAUAAGCAUUAUAUAGGAAGGAGGGCGACGAAAUGUUAACAGCAAAUCACAGUCAAGGAUAACUUGAGGCGUGAGAUUACCAGGGCAAUUGCAGACUGAUCACAUGAUCUAACUGCUUGCACAGGUCUGGUUUCUCCCUCCGCAUGAAAGCUGCUUCCAAAAAACGCAAGGUUUCAGUUGUAUGCGCUCGGUCAAGUACCUGAAAAGAUGCUUUAGGGUCGACAACAUGACCGCUAUCUAACAGGCGUUUCGUUAUAGACGAACGGGGGGUUUUGUUUUCCUGUUUAAAAAGCCAAUUAGGCAAAUGCUCAGCGGCCCUGGUUGCCAGUUGCCUUUGCGUUCGCCCAAUAUACCUGCAUCCGCAAGUGCAUGUGAAUUCAUACACACAAUUUGGGGUGGCGUGCAUUGGCAAGACAUCCUUUGCCCGGUUAAUUGGAAGGCUUUUUGUGAAACUGAUGAAGAUAAGCUCUGAUGCGUUGUACGUUCUUUCUAUACUGAACCUCAAGCGUCGCUAGACUGCGUUUGAGACCUUGUCACCCUUAAAAGGUAGACAUAUUUUAACGGGCUUCUUCGGAACGGACAGUUCCGUCAACUUUGGCCGCAAAUGGUUGCUGUACUUCUGAAUGAAGCGUGCAGGAUAACCACGAUUAAGUAAGGCUUCUUUAAUUCGGUCAGUUUCUGUAACUAUGUUCUCCCUGGAGCAAAUAUUUCACGCUCUUUUAAAAAGAGUAUACACUAGAUUACGUUUCCAUUGUAUUGAUGCAAAGCUUUUAAAAUGUAAGUAUUGCCCUUUCCACGUAAUCUUGUGGAAGACGGAACGUCUUAUUGAGCCAUCAUCCUUUCUAAACAUGAGGACGUCCAGGAAGGGUAACUUGUUAAACUGCUCCAUUUCCAUCGUAAAUUUAAUUUUAGGAUGCAGAUUAUUCAUCAGGCAAAGUAGGUCGGAGGCGUCUUCCUUGUUGUCAACAAUCGUGAAUAUAUCAUCCACGUAUCUCCUGUAAAAUGUUUAAUUUUGAUGACACCUUUUCUUCUACAUAACACAUACUAACGUCGGCGAGGGUUGACCUGAGUGGACUGCCCAUUGCGACUCCGUCAAUUUGUCUGUAAAGUUCCCCAUUAAACAGAAAUUGAACAUCUUUGGUACACAGUACCAGCAGAUCCCGUAGUAGUUUGGGGGAGAGUCGCCUUCAUUCGUUACCUAUGUUAUGCAGAGACGGACUGAAGCUGAAAAGCCGUCACGAAAUUUAUUGGCCCAAAUAAAUUCUGCUGUACAUGAUGGUUUCAUUUCAUACCCGGGAACAAAUGCUUCAAACUCAGGAAAUGUCAACCGAAAUUCCGAAUUGCGUUAUUGUUUCGAAAGUAUUAAUUAAUAAUGGUUGUUAUACUAAUCAUCAUGCAUCAUAAUUCUACAAUAAUUCCGUUUCCACAGCAUGCUGGCUUUCGAACGAACUUUUUCCCUGCUGCAGGCAAAGCUAUACUCUUUAAAAUAUGACCCCUUAAGUAGCAUGCAUUUUUAUCAUUGAUUUUUGAUACCCUUUAAACGUAAAUUAUAUAUCGUAGAAAACAGCCGUACAAAUAUUCACUCUUUUACGCACCCGGUAAACAAUCGUGUCUUCUUUCAGUUUUAUACUUGAGGGAAGCGUAUAAUUUGGUUUUCAAAACUCUUUAAAUUCUCGAAUAAUUCUGAACCCGACCUGCUGUUACACUUGUAUUCAGAGUUUCCAAACGAUAGGGUGUAUAUUUCCGCGAACGGAAAAUCAUACAUUUCUCUACGCUAUUAAUAGAAGACCACAUGGGGUUUAGAAAAUUUAGCCGUGGAUUGGAGCCAUAUUGUUAACUUUACAAGCCACAUUGGUAAAUGCAGGACGAAUUAUAUCCCCUUUCGAGCAUCAAACUGAAAGAAGACGCAACUGCCCACCGAAAGUGAAAAAGAAUAAUUGUUUUCUGCAUGCUUUCCAUAAAAUGUAGUUGAAUUUUAUCGUCAACUAAAAUCGAUUAGAAAAACGCAUAAUACUUAACUAGUCAUUUUACAUGCAUGUAGCCGGAAAGAUGGUCGACCGAAAGCCAGCAUCCUAAGGUAAGCGAAUGAUUAGUUUUAUAACCAUAAUUAAUUACGCCUUUCGAAACGAAAACGCAUUUCGGGAUUUCGGUUGUCAUUUAAUGAGUUGGCCCACCCACUUUAAUAUUCAGUUACUGUACCGAGGUGUUUAAGAUUUUACCAAAUGUGAUCACCUCGGUAAAUUCACUCUUGUUUUUGUUUCGAUUAAAACUGCCAUUUCACUAUCUUUCCUUUUUGGUAUUUAUUCGUUCAUCACUACCGGUCGUUAGACCACUGUCUGCGUGAGCUCUUGCUUGAGCCCAUUGAAGCAAUGGCAUGCGCGCUUCCCACGAUACAGAUCAGUCCCGAACGCAGGCGACGGGGUAACAGGCGUCCGAUGGAAUGAUAGGACGUUAGACUUACCACUCAUUAGCUAAAUUAUUCGGGUUUGAGUCGCAGAUGGUACAAAGUAGGAUUAGGAUAUGUGUUGUUGAUGACGGCUAAUAAGCCAGGAAUUGCCAUCUCAGUCAUCCCCUCUCUCUGUCUGUAAGUAUUCCUUCAUAAAUCAGCAUUGGUCGCUGCGCCCUUGGCCGCAAUGGCUUUAGAUCAAGGCUCAGGACGCAAGGUGCUGAGCAUCUCUCUGCCCUGGUUGGUGAAAGCGUGUGCCGCCUUAUUAUGCAUGUAUGUGGAGAAAAGAGAUAAAGCAGUCCCCCUGGAGGUCGGCUUGUCCAUAUGAUUUUUCACGCUCUUGCCAGUAUGCAUCAUUUGAAGUGUUCGUGGGAAUCGGAUGGCCCAAAGAGGUCUUUCUAACUCACUCCUGAUAUCCCGAUCAGACUUUCUUCUCACUUGAGCUGCACCGAGUUCGCCCUUUCUAUUUACACCACUAGAACAGGCGUCAACACUUUGUCUAGACAUAUGAAGGUAACAAAUGUGAUCACGUACAUUGCCUACACCAGUAAUCCAGCUUACGUUUAGGCCUUCGCUUAAGUACUUAAGGCAGUUUGAUAAGUUGGUUAACUUCCUAAACUUGCUUGAAAUGCACGACGUCUGUUAAGUUUGUGUCAAUAAUUAGUAUUCCGCUAUUUAGAUUGGCUGACGUCCACGCCAUUUACACCUAAAAUUCCUAAGCGUGGCAUCCAACCCAACACGCCGAUUAAUGCAAGGCUUGUCGGAAUGCAUGAACUCGAAGGAAUCUCGGCCAAUCCGGAGUGAGCAGACACCAACAAUGAGAGUUUUAUUCGUGAGUGGAGUAUUCAGUGUAUGCACGACUACAUGCGACUCGUUAUAGAUGAUUGUGAAUAAAGAUCGUUGUGCUAGUCUGGUCGGCCUGGAACACGCCAUGUCUUCAGACAUAUGGGUGGAGUACUUGGUCAGGGUUUUGAAUAAAAUAUUUCCUAAAAGGUGGUACUUAGUGGAUAUAAAUACAUUUAAUUUAUAAUGCUACUAUAUGUGCCUGUAACGGCACCUUUGCAUAAGGUCGACGAAAAGGAACGGGUAGCUACUAUGCGCCUGCCCAGUUAAAACAUAUGGGGAUCUUAAAUACUUUAAAAAAAACCUGGAAUUUUGCUAAAGUUGUAUAGACCUGUGUGAUGCGAUGUUCCAACAAAUUGACUUUUAGUCAUUUAUAUUACAGCCCAUUAUUCGAUGGUGUACGGCACCAUAUGUAUUCCUAGAGGCCCAUUAAACUGAAGUACUCGUGCGCAGUGGUAUUUAAGAUGCACGUAACUGUUUUUAUCUUACAAAUACCCAAUGGUCGAUGUUCGGUUAUAUUUAGAAGUCACCUCCUAGUAAUCUCGAUUAGAAUGCUUUCGUAUUUAAAUAAGAGAGUAAAAACGUAGGUGCUUGCGCCAAAAGCAGUGCUGGAGUAAUUGUGGUACAAUGAAGUUCACUUCUGCAGGGGAAAUUCGUCAUUAUAUGUAUAUGCAUGUAACAGUGUCACAAUCCUUUUCUUUUGACACUAUGAAUGCAGAGAAGAUAUUUAUUCAUGUUCUUCUAACUAGUUGGUGUUAUUUCGUUGAGUGGGUAAACCGAGAGCAAAAUGCACAAGGUAUGGUGGUAACGCAUAAGAUUAUGCGUGUACUUGCUUUUUUGUAGAUCUCCUCAAAUUAAUAUCUUAUAUAUAGCUUCAAUUACGGUCUUGAAAGUCGAAUUACCACUGAUGUUUUGGGAAUGACAUCACGUUUAGGUGAUUAUACACAGCUCGAACAUAAACUACAGUCAUAUGUGGCCAAGACCUGAUCAGUUCUUGUAACCUGCCCAUAAUUUCAUGCACACAUAAUUGAAUAACAUGAUUCAUCCCUUUUAAGGACUUACAAAACACUUGAUGUGAUGAUAUUUUUUAUUAUAAGGGAAUAUGUCUAUGCGUCACGUCGCUGGAAUUAGACACUUCUUCUGGCUGGUGGCGACCAACAAGCUGGAAACGCCAUUCCAAUUAUCAUUGCCUUUGUCGGUAACGUCGUUUUACCAAUUGAUCACUAUAUUCCCAUAUCUGACAGGAGUAUGUUCUAUCUACUGCUAGCAAUAUUUUUCAAUUUUAUUCACUUUAAGAAGUGAAGGGAGAAGACAAAAUGCAACACAGCCGAUGAGAGCCAACAGCGAGUCACUGCCUACCCCCGCGAGUUUGUUAACCGUAGCGUAUGCGGACGAAACCAGAAACCAAAUCCGACUGGUCUUUAAUUUUGGUGAGCGCUUCUGUAAUUGAGAAACAUCUCGGAAGCCGUCAGUCGCCAGCUUACUGCACUUUGAGCGGUGGUCGCCCACAAGCCGGAAGCAACCAUUAGGCGCCAAGUCAUGAAGCCGAAAGACCCGCUGCUAUGGAGUCAUUUAGUGGACCUGUUGCAGUUGCGGACAGAGCAACUACAUCGGAGAUACUGGGGAUUUCUCCGGACGCGCAUGUCUGAACGCGCAGUGGCGGUGAGAAUGAGAGAUACUGGCCCUCAAGUGUCGAUUCAUUCCAUGGAUAAUAAACUUCUUGUUGCAUUGGUCACAUCCUCUUCUUUAACACAGCCCUCUAGUUUGGUUGAAAAUAACAAAUAAUUUAAUUUACUAGUGCAGAUUGGAUUAAUACGCAGUUUUAUUACAAAUAAGCAUAUUGAGCCUUAAAGUCGGGCGAGUUACUGAAAACACAAUUGUUUAUAAUUCAGUAUUGAAGAGAAAUGAGUUUAGGGACCUUCCGAAAUGAAGCGGACGGAGUGAUGGGACGGGCGUUAGCUCUGCCCGCUACUAAACCGCUUGACUAAUAGGUCGGAUAUGGAAAUAUGGACCAGGAACCCAACUCAACAUUACAGGCGGUACCGAUUCCAUGUCGUGAGUUUAACCCUAACCCCAAAUUGAUGAAAUGUGCGAUGGUGCAGAGGGGAUAGAAUUUGUUGAUAGCGUAAUCUAAUUGAGAAGAGAGCUUGGCGUUGAACAUUGCAUGCUGGUUUGAGUUGAAUUUUAAAUGAGUAUACUUAGCUGCCUUUUUUAAAUGUUUUUCCAUAAAUACUACAACAUAUCUUUUGAUUACGAAUGCCCAUUUUAUCCUCCUAAUGUCAAAUUCCCGUAAUGCAUGAGCGAGGAUAAAUGCCACGCCCGCCAGUUUUUUUUCGGGAAACGGUUUAAAUUAGCAGCUUCAUAUUUGCAUUCUUAGACGCGGGUGCCUCACACCCUUUUGCGUCUGUUCAAAUGAAAAUCCCGGUAUUUGAGCUGACAUAUGAGUCUAAGGUCUUGCGUCCAUGAGAGAUAAAAAUCACUGUUCCACACUUUUGACCAGAACUUCUCGUCUUCUGGAUUUAUUUUUUUGAAUCGAAGUGUGAGACUAUUUGAGAAUAUUAAAGUAACACAACUAUCCUACUUUUACAUAAAAAAACGAAUCUCCAGUUGACGACCUGUGCCUUUAUCAUAUCUGAUAAACCGAUCAAAUGCACUUUUUGGCAGAAAACGUCAUGAGAACAACCGUGCGUUGAUGUGUUCUUUCAGGAAAUAAACAUAUUCCCGAACGAACCUAAUACCUACCCUACCUCCUUUAUUUUUUUCAAAACCUGAAGUGUAAACCGUGUGCUUGCCAUCUCGAACAUAGUUCACAGCUGCGGAGGUUCAUAAAACAGGCAUAGUUUAUACUUUUGGCGUAUAAACGGACAGUCACUAGAGUGAAUUUGGUGACAUACACGGCAACACCCUGGAAUUAGGUGUCUCAAAAAACCUGUUCUUUUCACGCACUCGUAUUGGCCCACAGUAGGGUUUAAACACAAAUAAAAGUCGACUUGAAAGUCCUUCAGACUGUCCGCUAUGCACGAACGCUAAACGUAUCCAUUGGCCUUUAAAGGCAGAGCAAAACGCCUCCAAGUAAGUUGUAGUCUGUGCCUUAUUGUUAGCAUAUUACCAGUGUAAACGAACUACAUUUAGAGGAAAUCUUCACUUUUUCCUGCAAACAAACUGCGGCCUUUGUAUUUGCUUCAAUUAAAUCAAAUUUUAAUCGAAUUAGCAGGUCUGUGGUUAUAUAAACUUAAAAUUAAUGCUUUGCUUAUGUCUGUUAUUUCGAGAACAUUUAUGUAGAAUUAAUCUUAAAUGCUAGGCGACUACGACAAUUACUGAUUUUUCUAAAUAUUAGUCAGGCUUUCUCACCUUUUUACUUUGUUUUCCAUCAACAGACACGUAGGACAAGCAGAUUAACGUAAAAUGUGGCGACGUAUGUAGUCGCCCUGUGACCAUAAAGCCACAUCUAAACGCAGGAAAUAAAACAGAUUCCCUUAUUUCCUUAAAUUGUAUAAAAAUGUUGAGGCAAAUAUUCACACCAACCGUCGAAGGAUUAACCUACGCAACUCGGAUACGAUAUUUUCAAAUCAAUAACUGAAAUGAAUAGGAACCUUGCGUGCUUCUUUUUUUGCAAAAGUAGGGUGGUUUUUGAGGUUAAAUGUUGGUUGGAAUUGAAUAAAACACAAAUGUUUACUAAUUCCUCUCGAAUUUUUUAAAAUAAUCGUACGUGAUGGUCUCACAAACCAAGCAAAUGUUCCAAAACUAUAAGCAAAUAUAGCGUCAUCUGGGUAACAUUUUCACCACUUGGCUUGCGCCCGGAUAUGGGUAAUAUGAUGAACGAAGGACUCUUUUGGGAUAUUUGGUCAUGCAAAUCUUAGUUUUCCUUAGGAAAAUCAGUUUGACUGUCACCGUUACUACAACUACCGGUAAGGAUCGAGUGAAGCCCCCCAAGCACCUGUGGCAUACAAAGAAUACAUACUAUACUUAUUUAAGUGGGUUUUUAGUCUGACACGAUUAUUUCGGUCAAGCGUGAAGCUCUGACCUCGACGAAUGUCCAGAUGAAAGGAUAGAAAUGGUCAUAAGUGUUCACGUUCGUAUGGAAUAACUUAUGAUCGGCCCUUAGUUUUUAAGCAGUGGGAACACACGGGGGCCAGAUCAGUGUGCGGCACGCGCUAUUGAGCUGCGCGCUCAUAACAAAUUCCAUACAUUGAAAGUGUGACGACAUACAUAGGUGCAGGCUCGCGGAGCGCCAACCGCUUGUACCUUCUCCUGCCUUCGGUCCUGACGCAGGGUCUGGGGGUGAAAAUGGAGAGACUGCAGUAGGUGCCACGCAGUCUCUAAUGAAUAUUAGACCAAUUCACGCACAAGUCCCUCUCCCUCCAAACAAACUGCUGUUGGGCACGCGGUAUACACCGUCGGUAACGACGGUCGAGCUGUCGUGAAUGGAACAUAAAAGAUUAAAACUAACCAGGCGUCGACACUAUUUCGAGACUGUUUUCAGUCGUUUCCGUCCUAGAAUUGAGCCCUACUUUGGCCUUGCAUCACGCAUUGACAGGCAUUUUAAGAGGUCUGUUUAUCAAUGUCUGUGUUUAUUACCUGCUUGGCUGUGGCUUUCGUGUUUUGGUGAAAAACAUCACCUGAUCAGCAGUCAAUGAAAACAGCUUAACCUAAACAGGAAACGGCGUUCUGGAGAUAUGUGAAAGACAAAAGGAAAUGUGCAUUUGAUUGAGGGCACACGCAAACAAAGCCCCGUUUCUGUGUCUGAAACUGUUUUAAAAUGGAGAUUCGGGGAAUUUAUUUCAGUAAAUUUGCGUCACGUGGGGCGGCGCUCACUUGACUGCGCGAAGCAAUGGGUUCAUUCGAUUUUUCUUUGACGCUACCAUCUUCAACACCAUAAACGUGAAGUUUAUUUCUCGUCCCGAAAUCAACGUACAUCAGCUAUGUCAUGUUCAUGAUAUCCUGAAUACUUUAGAAUGCACCAGACUGCGUGUUAACCUCUAACUCUAGCGAUAAGAAGUUGAUUGGGAUGAAAACCUAACGCAUAGUUAGAGCCUUGCGUAUUCUGAAUUGAGAUUAAAAUGUGGUUGGCCGAUAACGCUGAGUGGACGAGACACUUGACACCACUGAAUCUGCUUUCCGACAAACUAGGUUGUAUUCUUGAUGCAUUUGAUUUGCUAUAAGAAUUUUCUACUUAAUGAAAGACCAGCAGUCAGUCAGUUACCGUCAGAACCUGCCGAUGGGAAACAGUGAAACAACCAUUGGCGACUUGAUACUUCAAUUACAUUUUACUGAUACAUACAUUUUAGUUCGUUUGCUUAAGAAACGAAAAGAGGGGAUUUAAUUUGUUUCGCGUACAGUAAGUUGAUGCCCGUUGGCUAAUGCAAGGCCUAUAGGUGAUUACAUUUUAUUUAGUGAAUCGUGGUUUUGACUUUACAACGCAUGACUAUAUUUUUCUUACUGUAUUAUGAGUUUAAAAUAUCUCUAGUUUACGGGAAACCCAUUGGCCUGGAAAGGCAGGUCUGGGCCGUCACUGAGAUUGGCUAUAACAUAAAUGUUUCGGUGGGUUCUGUGAAACUGUUUUACGACUGCGAUGAGAAAUUCCAUUUAAACAUUACCAAUUCAAGUUUGCCUUCCGCAAAACUAAAGGCGUUUCCGAUGCCUUCACUAAGGAUGGCAAACUUAUUAACACAAACAUAAAACACAUUCUUCGAGUUGAACCAUAUCUGCGCAAAAUUCUAUUAACGUGCGUCUUUAAAAUGACAUUUGGUAUCCAGUUCCUCGUAGAGAAGUAAGGAAAUUUUCCGCGCGUUACCACUAGAACACGUGUCCGUAUCGCUUUGAAUUAGAAAUCGCUGUGUUAUUACAGAGUAAGCAUUUGGUAGGGAUUAGUUAUUGAAAAUAAAACCUCUAGAUGCACCAACAUAACGUAAAAGACAAUAGUGGAUUUAGAACGUCCUACUUGUUCACCGAAGGUAUGACCUAAUGCAUAAUUUCUAUUCUUAUAGGACGCAUGGAUCCGCGCAAGCUGGGGAAGAUCAAAGGCCUUUUACUGGUGUUCAUACUUCUUCCACUAUCUCACGGCAGCGCAACAAAUGAAGACAAAAAUCAGACGUCUGAAUCUGACAGAAGCGGUUUGAAAAGAAGUUCUCGAGCUGCUGUGCCCAUCCAAGCUAUCCGAUGGCCUGGUGGCGUCGUACCCUACAUAAUCGACAGGCAGUUAUUCAGUAAGCCUUAACGGUCGUCAUUUCAAUUUUCGUGAAAGCGUCUGUCAGCAAUAAUGCACAUGUGAAAAUGCAUGUGAAAAUGAAUGCGUAAGUGGUCUGUUUAUUUUUGCGCACGACCAGACCAUUUUAACUGCCGGAAUGUUUAUAUGAUAAUUUUGGAGAAGGUGUGCGACGUUUAGUGCAAUUUCGUCUUACCUUCUUUAAGACAGAAAUGUGGAAUAUGCGCAAAUUUUUCGAAUAUAUCUACUUGAAAUAUGCAAUUAACUCAAAAUUCACUUCCCGAUGUUCUUACAAUUUUCACUUAACUAGCAUACGUUAGUAAAUGUAGAAUGGACGUACGGUGUUUUACUUAUAAUUAAUACAGCCCAUAUCUUUCAUAACUUUUAUAAUUGCUGUGUGUGCUGCAAUAGCUAAGCACAAACAAUUGGGCACUCAUCUUUGGGCAAUUUUACGACGGUUGUAAACGGACCGAAAUAAUCGGUAGUAAGUUUCCGGCAAACAAAUAUCUGCGCAUGCCUCUGCAGCAGCUGCGUAUUUCGUGAAUCGUUCGGCAAAAUUGUUAAAAGAUAUCUUUUGGUAAGGAAAUAUUGCCUAAGUGGAGUUUGCCUAAUGACUAAUAUGCGGCAUAAUUCAAAGGUAUUUUAGUCAGAUUAGGACGCGGAAUUCUGAGUGCGUUUCCUUCUGGUUUCCCGUAAGGACCGCACUUGAUGGAAAUGACUACUUAAUUAGCAUAAUUUGAUUCUUUUACUCUUGGCGUCCUCAUUAGGCCAAGCAUAUAUUAUAGAAAAAUGCACAAACUAUCUAUUUUUAAUUUAUUUGGCAGUUGGGUAAUAUGCGGUUUGGAAGCCACACCAGAUGGACACAAUACUGUCGAAAAUGGGGCUAAGGGUUAGGGUACGGGGCUAUGGGUUAUGGCUAGGGGCUAUGCUUCAGGAUUAGGGGUCAGAGGGUGAGAGGUUAGGGUUAGGGGCUAGUGCAACUGUUUCUAAACCAAUCAAAGUAAAACCGUGCAUUCUCAAUAGCUAUUUCUUUGCGUACAAUUAAUUGACCUCGUCGCCUGUGCGUUCCCCGGUCCCACCUGUAUCAUCCCCUAUUACCACCGGUCCCGCAUUAGAGCUGACAGGGGUUUGUUUACUACAGGUGGGGAUACAAAACCACGCUCGACCGACAGUUGUUUGCGUCUCGUCCAGAUAUUGUAACCGACCACGGUUAAUUUUGAUCUUUCGGAGAUACUUUUUAAUUUCCAAGUAAUUUCAACCCCGCCUGCCGUUAGACUUGUGUUCAGGGGUUCCAAACUCUUAGAUAUAACUUUCCACGCAAAACACUUAUGAUAUAUAAGAUUCAUUAAAUUAUGCAAUGUGUAUGAAGUAAAUUGCAUUCUUCAUAGUAGGCACUAAUAAACGAACAAAAAGCAUGCUAUUUUUAUUAGCCAUUUUGUGAGCUCAUACUAAUACUUAUUAUAAAAUAUUGUAACUAAAAGUUACCGUUCCUUCCCGCACAAAAUUCUGGGGAAAACGUCCUUUAGUACUACAUAAGUACACUGGAGGGUAGUUUUAGAUGUGAUUCCCGUAAAAUAUUUCGGAAUUAUUGUUUGACGAAUAUAUCAUAGUAUGAGGUUAUAUGCAAAUAGAUACAGAUUUAGAAAUUGUGACCAAAAUUUCAUUUCAGUGCUUCUUUAUUUCAAAGUAAUCAAAAUUAGCAAUAUGUUAUUUACAAUAAUAUAACAUGAGUGAGAUUUCUGCAAAUCCUUCCAAAAGUAGCUGAUUUUGUAAAGGCACAACAAUGGCAAUUUUAUAUGUCCACAACUUUGACGAAUAUCUUUUUUAGGAUCUUAGUAAAUCACUAGAAAGACCUGACAGGAGACAAUCGGACAAUUGAUUCUAGAUAGGACUCCAUGGUUGGCAAUAUAAAACGCUCUCUUUUAAAUGAUCUUUUCGUACGAAAAGCAACAUAACGAGACGAAACCGAUAAAUUGCAGACUUUUGUUUUAAUUUAAAGAUAGUUUUGGUGCGAUGUCUGUUUUCAGCAAAAAGUGAACUCGACGAUCUCAUGGAAGCUAUAAAAACGUGGAAUGAUGAAACAUGUAUGCAGUUUCGACCGUACAGAAAUGGGGAUAAGAACUGGAUCAGGAUCACGGAUGGAGAAGGGUGGGUAAUGUCAUUUGAGUUUAUUCGAAUGAGUGUGUCAAAUCAUUCUGCAAGAAUAACUUGACAUAAAUUGACAAGGGGUCUUAUUAACCCUAAAGGUCCCGAUAAACGACUGUUGGCUCCACUUUAUUUGAAAAUGAUCAGGACAUGUUACGUUUUUGAUAAAUACUGAAUGGUGUAAGAAAGAAAAUUAUCGCAUGCUGCCAAGCCGGUGUGGAUGUUUGACACUGACGGCUCAACCGUCGACUCCGACGAUUUCGUUCAUGUACGACACAGCAAGGUGGGAGCAAGAGGGGGUGGUUUACACAUGGAAUAGUUUAUAGUGAGAGUAGACUUGCGCCGCGUUAACCGAACUCUCACCUUCUCUCCCACGUGGGCCUAGUGUCACAGAAGAGUCAAGAAGUCCGGGAUCAGGAGAGGACGCGGGGAUUGACCCGACAUGAACCCGAAAUUUGGCGUGUCACCACGAAAACUUCGUCAGUCCCUUGUGCAUGAAACACCCGUAUCUGCUUUCAUCUGUGAGGAUGGUUUCGAGCAGGUAUCCGGAACGUCGGGUGAAUAAAGCCCUUGUCCCAGCGACCCUGUCUCGUUCUUCACGACUGCAUCCUGGGACUCGUCUCUUCGCUUCAAUUGGAAUUCUAUGAUUAUGUUCGACAAGAAGAGAUGCCAAUCACUAAAGUAAUUUAUAAAAAUUCAAAGAUUGCUCAAAUAGUUGCGAUUUGUAACAGUGGAGUGUAACAUAUUCAUUCUUGGCAAGCUGAAUAAUAUGUCUAUUCACAGACCUCUUCGCCUACAUAACCUAUCAAUGAAGGGCAUAAAGCGACAGUAUCAAUAGCGAUUUUAAAUUUGGUCGUUUGUGGGCAAAUUUAUACAAAUUCCAAGUCUGCCAUAUGUGAACGACUGUAAUAUUUUUCUACCUGAAUUCUGUAUAUAACUCCUUUCGCUUGAAGAGACUAAUUAUUUCGCCCGUUUUCAAUAGCUCUCUUUUAAAAUGUCACCGCUUAUAUCAGUCGUCUUUACUAUUUCUGUUAAACUUAUAAAUAUUAUUUGUUCUUUGCUGACGACGACAACUGAAGGCGAAUUCUUUUUUCGAUUUUCUGUAGGAAUCUGAGACUCUUGUUUUAUUCCAACACAUGUUUAUACGGAUACUGAACAAUGCCGCAUUUAGAAACAACCUCCCAUGUCGACUGACGUACUUAUCCGCAUAUAAAAUCUGAAAAGGCGUGCAAUGUGUGGGGCAUAGUAGAGAAAAAAAUCAAAGCAGACUGCUGUCAUGAUUUCAGAAAACGCAGCAGCUUAAGAAACAAAAAAAUCUCAGUUUGCAUCCAAUGACUGUCAUUUCAUGUAUACAAAGGAGUUAUGUCCUUCUUAAACAACUUGUCGCAUGGAAAUACGUUUAAAUCCGUUCUAGUGAGGAAUGGUGUCAGUCUACGGGCCCAUGUUAAAUUGCCUUAGAAUAUAAUUGAGUCAUUCUACCCCAAACACAGACUAACGCGAAUGGUAGCGAAAAAAAUGAUAUUAUCUUGCGCAGAAGACAGUGGCAUUCCGACUGAAUUUCAUCUGUAGGACUCAAUGGUACAUAAAUGGUGUUUAGUUUUGUUUGAUACUUUUGAUAGAGAGGCGGGCAUUUCUAGCAAAAGCCAACAGACUAAUGCGAACCCCCACCAAUUCCAUCUUAGCCUAGGUCCGAGAAACCCUUAAGUCUCUUAGCAGAAGUAAUUUGGCGCAAAUUCCUGUAACAACACAGUCGUCGCAUUAAGAAUGUUUUUUGCAAAGUUUCAAACGGUUUUUCGGCUAUCUUUAGUGUCAUUCGUUUAGUAAGACUAAAGAAGCAUGAGGAAUACCUUAAACAGGGAAUAGAAUAGUUACUCGGCAAAGCUCGGAACCGCGGCCUUACUGGAAAAUGGGAAGUUGGUGCACCUCUAAUACCCCAAACUUAGUAAUAGGGGUUUUAUGGAUGGGGCUAGGGGGAAACACCGAAAUAUGUGCGAAAACUAAGAGAAAAACUGGGACAUUAAUGGUAACUGUGCUAGUUUGAUUAAACGAGUACUAGAAUCUCAGCGUGAGCAGCGCGAGAUACGAAAACUCGCUGUAAGAAUCCAUUAAAAAGCAACUCCAAUAAGAGUAAUGAUAACUGGCCUCUCAAUGUAACUGAUAUUAAACCGCCCAAGUAGGUAACUAGUAAGACGGAGGCUAUACAUGAAAGUUGCAGAAAAAGGGAAAGAAACUGACACUAAACUCUAUCUCCAAUUAUUGUAGACUGGACACUCAGUCGGACUUAAAAAGAAAGCUUAAUUCUAACGGUAAGACAAAAUUGAGUAAGCAAUCGCCGAUCGCAACGGUAAACAAUCAAUCUAACUCCAAACUGAACACGAACAACUUCUCCUAGCCCGCAACAUAGCGCAAACCUUAGUCCUAAACCUAACCCAUAUCUUCCAGCCCCAAUCAUAACCCUAGUCGCCUAACAACGAACCCCCAAGCCCAAUCCUAAGCAUGGGUGUACAAACUGUAGCACAAUUACUGGAGUUAAUACAAGUAGUAAAGCAAUGGAUUGUUGGCCAAAGCAGGCUGCAUUUCCGAGGCUCACAAAUUGCUAUUCAAAUGCACUGAAUGUCAUAACAUAUACAGUCAGUUUCCCAAAAAUGCGGCCAGUUGAACUCGGUCAGUCUAUUGACAUGACUGCUCGUCCGACGCAAUACGACAAUGUCUACGUGUGCCCCACAGCAAGGUGAAGUAAGCACGGUGACUUGCGUGUGAAUCAGUUUAUAGUGAAUGUAGACUUGCGCAACAUCCGCAGCACUCUUUUCUCCUCCCGCACCUGGAAACGGUGUUGUGACAGAGUCAUGAGGACCGAAGACCGGGAAUGGCGUACAACUCUACACCUCCUUGUUCAAAACAAAUACUAAACCAGGAUUUUGACCAGUAAAAACAACAGCGGAAAAAACGUGGAUGACCGAGCAGUCAUACACACGACCUGCUUACCCAGUGGGUGUGCAAGCGCAUGUCUCAGCAGGGAACCAGGUACCAGAGAACUUCCAGCGCACACCAGGCUGGUAACAUGCAGACACGACCAAACCCAGGCAUCGGCUUCACUGUAUUUUCACAGAUGGGGUAGGCAUGAAAACACAUUAUUCUGCGAGGUUCGGAUUAGACUUAAUGCCAAACUUCUGUAAUUUAGGCGAUUUUGCUAGCAACAGUCACAAAACAUAUUCCAAAUAUAAAUGUACACAAAUAUUUCAUUUUCCAGUCGGUAUGUGUUGCAGCAGACCCCAAAGAGUAUAUUAUUGACUGAUUUCAAAAGUGUCUGUAAACAGAAAAUAUUGUCUGACCUACUUUGUACUACUUCGAACUAUGGAAUUAAUCUCGAAUCCCACUGAUUCCGCUGAUGAUCCAUUGGAACUUUACUCAGAAAAUUGCGUUAUGCUAUACCAAGAAACCGCGCAUGCUAAGAACCAGGUUACUUGCCAUUAUUUUUCCCGGAUAUGAAAUUACAGUUAUUCUCCACAAAAAGGAGAAACUUAAAGUUCCGUAUUAAAGCCAUUUCCUGGGCACUUUCAUCUGCAUAAACCUGACAUUCGAAGCUUCACAGUAUUUCGUUAUUGAAAAAUUAGAUAGUAAAUUGACGUUUUGUAGAACAACCUGCGUUUUAAAUCAUUUUAAUACGAUGUGAAAAACGAUGUCAAACUUGGUAUGUACCAUUAUGAGACAAGAGGUCGCGUAUGUAGACGAUGGGGACGAAUCGUUGUUUGCUUACAUAAAGUAGGUGGGCUAAAUCUAGAAAUGUCAACCGAAAUUCUUAAAUAUGUUUUCGUCUCGAAUAAAUUAAAUAAGUAGGAUUCAUAUUGACCCAACUUUAAAAAACUCGCCGCAUCGGUGGAAUUGGAACCCUCGCAGUAAGGGGGAGGCUUUAGUACAGCCAACGCUCUAACCACCUGAGCUACGUGGCCCCGCCGGACGACGCGAGUUUAAUCACAUUUGGGUCAAGUUAUCCGCCCAACCUACUGCAACGUCUGGAAUCCACCAAAUCUGAUACAGUAAUUUGACUGCCCAAGCAGGAUUUCCUAAGUAAUUCACCUAGAAUCGACCAGAUGACUACUAGGCUCACGUAAUUCAUUGAGUAAUUCCAUAAGUAGGAUUGUAAAAUCAAUAAACGAGCAGCAUAAUUCUAUAAUAAUUCUUUAGUAAUACUGUAGUUAUUCUGUGAUUCAAUUACCUCAGGAUGCCGGCUUUCGAAAGAACUUCUUUCCACCUGCAUACAUAAACAGUACAUUGCAGAAAACGCCUACUUCAGUAGCAUGCAAUUUUCUCAUUGAUUUUCGAUGCUCUUAAAUAUUCAAUUAUAUUUAAUGGAAAACAUGAAGACAAAUAUUGAUUCCCUUACUAAUUGUGUAAAACAUAACUUCUUCCAAUUAUAUACUUAGAUGAAGAAUAUAGUUCUGUUUUAAAAACGAUUACAUUUGUGAGAUUUUUCAAUACUGUGAAAUGGCCUUUUUAUAAAAUGUCCUGUCUCAAUAUUUGCCAAUGUGGCUUUUAAAGUUAACAAUAUGGCUCAAUUCCACUGCUAAAUUUUAUGAACCCCAAGUAGUCUCCUCUUAAUACCGUAGAGAAAUGCAUGGUUUUCCGUACGCGGAAAAUAUACGGCUUGUAGUUUGGAAACCCUGAAUGCAAGUGUAACGGCAGAUCGGGUUCAAAACUAUUCGGGGAUGUGAAAAGAUUUUGAAAACUAAAUCAUGCCCUUUGUUUGGACAUAAAAUUGAAAAAAGGCGCACUUUUCUACCGAAUGAGUAGAAGAAUAAAUAUCUUUAUGCAUGUUUUCCAUGAAAUAUAAUUGAAUUUAUAAGGGCAUCGAAAAUCAAUGAGACAAAAGCAUGCCAUUUAAGUAACCAGUUUUUACAAAGUAUCCUUUUUGUAUGCCACCGGAAAAAAGUUUAUUCGAAAGCCGGCAUCCUGAGGCAAAUGACUUAUUAUUGAAUGAUGCUGCACGAUGAUUAGUUUUAUAACGUUACCCUAAACAAAAGCGCAUUUCUGAAUUUCGGUUGACAUUUCAGGAGUUAGCCGACCUACUGUAUAAUUUUAAGCACCCACUACAGAUGCAUUUAAAUGGUGUUUUUCGUGUUAUUUUUUAGCUGCAACUCUCAAUUUAUUGGAUUCAGUGGAAGAAACGGCGAACAAAUCAUAAAUUUCUCAAAGCAUGGAUGUAGAUAUGUAAGUGAAAUUGCGGGGUUUUCGAAGUUUUCCAGUUUUCCACAGUUGAGUCAAUAUGAAUUGUUGAAAAUCUGCCAAAAACAUCUACGAAUUACGUGGGCCUAGUAAUUAUCUGGUGGAUUCCGGGUGAAGUAUUUAGGAGAUCCUGCUUGGGCAGCCAACUGAAUGCAUCAUAUUUCGUGGAUUCCAGACUUGGCAGUAGGUUAGGUGGGUAACUUGACCCGAAUCUAAUUAAACGCGCGUCACCCGGCAGAACCUUGUAGCUCAGGUGAUUAGAGCGUUGGCUUUACUAAAGCCUUCACCUUACUGUCGUGGGUUCGAAUCCCACCGAGGAGCUGAUUUUUUCACAGCUGAAAGUUGGAAGGAUCUUAGAUAAAGAAAAUAUAUUAGUUAUAAUUAGCUUGACAACAAACUCUUAAUAUAACGUCUCCAAUUGCAGUACGUCGCCAAUGCAUCCGUUAAAGGACUCUAACCCCCUUUUCUCUGAUGUUGGCGCACCGCGACGGUCGUCACGCAUCAACAAGCGCCAGCUGGGAAAUAUACAAUACCCAAGGUAGUCGUUAAUGAAAGCCGCAUCACAGAUGAAGAUUAGUCUACUACUUUAGCAAGAGCCCUAUCAAGCACUAAAUAAUUCGAAGUUUACAUGACAACUGAUUUUUUGGGAAAGCUACAUUAUAUAAUCCUACAACAUAAAUCUGAACAAAGCCUAACCGUCCUUCUCAAACUGUUCUGCGCAGGGUUCGGACGAAAAAACUUAUCGAAAUCAGUCGAAAUUUCUGAACAACUUCUACUUAAAAUGCAUCUAACGAUACUGCGGAGGAAAUGUCAAACGGGAACUCUGGAGACUGAUUAAUGAGCGCCUGCCUGCGAAGCGUUACUGUGACUAAGUUGCUAACGGUCUUUUCAUGUAAGUGUAAAAAAUACUGCACGACAGGGAUAAUUUGAGGACCCAAAUCAAGUGUUUUGGAACCCGUUAAGAUUCCUGGGAAACGCUUGUAAAGGUUUAUCGGAAUUACUGAUCUGCUUCAAAACGGCAGGAAUCAGUUUCAGGAGCAACCAAACGCAAGAGUUCGUAACAAAGAUGUAAUAACGAAUGACCGAAGUGCUUCGGAACAGACUUGCCAGCGUCUGCAUGCACUGAACAUGUUAGUGGUGUUAAUCUACGAUUAAGCCCUAACUGGUUUCAUUGGAGACCUUCCUAUCAAUAGCAGUAUCAGCACGACCACUUAACCAUCCUACAUACAGUUCUACCCCUUUAAGCAUAAUGAGACGUCCCUUGUUUAAUUUUUAAAGAAAAUUAGGGCGCGAACUGGAGAAAAUUCUUCGAAAGAGACCUAUUCAGGCACGACUUGCUUACGCGCUGACCGCUCAAAGAGGUUCGCGUGUGUCAUGCAUAGACGCCUUAAAUGCGACCUUAGCAGUCACAUUCAUUGAGACAGACAAAAUACGCUAGCAGUGUCGACACAGUGCCAGACUACUUCCACUGCGACCGUACAUGUGUUUCGCCCGUUCUUUUGGUCGAAAACCCCUCCAAUUCAUGCCAGCACAACUAAAGAGCUACUGAUGCGGCCAAAUCUCUUAAACAACGCCUAGUAACGGGCAAAACCAAAGGCAGAAAAACGUAUUUCUGCCACGACUCAAGUUAAUUUGAGCAAAAAACGUGGUAAUGUUAUGGGGGGAAUAUCAGCCAGGUAGUGGCAGGUAUCGAUAAGGCCCUAUGAAUGAUCAGCUAUUACAUAAGCUUGUCAACCGUUUUGGCAUGAAGGGAAUGAGAAGUGAAGGAGUGAAACCAGCAUUGUGCAAUUCGCCACCGGUAUAAUCUAAAUAACGUGAAACUCAUCAUCGUCACAAUCUCCUUAUAUACCUCUACAACCAGUGCGUCAAAUUCUCGCGCUUACGGGUUAUGUAGCACUGCCUAGUCACCCCACUAACAUGGGUGUCAUUUCUAAUGGCGGAGCAUUAAGCACCAGCCAAUUUCAGCAGUCUCCUGGGAGUUAAUUAUCUCCCCUCAGGGAGACAAUGUCUAAGUACAUGCGGACAAGGGAGUGAAAAAUUCGCCGUAGAAAGCGCUUGUUGCAUUCAAGAGUAAGGCUACCAUAACUACGCAAACAUAUUCAGCAUUGAAUUACAGCUCCAUAGCCAUAGUGAAGUCACAAAUUUUAUCAGACAAGUGUGUUCGUUCUCCUUUGAUAACCUGGAAACCAGUUAAAUGGUCUGAAGAAAUUCUUCUCUUACCGUUGCAUGCUCUUUCUGUUGACGAUAUGGAGAUGGUCAUGCAAUGAGCAAUUCUCGGUGAAAUUUAAUGCUGCACUAUCUAAUAAAACAAAACUUCGGCAACAUGACACGACAGAUAAACGGACAUAUGAUAGUUUGACCGUCGCAAUCCGACAAUGUCCACCGUGUGCCCCACAGCAAGGUAAAGUAGGCACGGUGACUUUCACGUGAUUUAGUUUAUGUUGAAUGUAGACUUGCGCAACAUCCAUCGUACUCUCUUCCCCUCCCCCACCUGGAUAGGAUGUUGAGACAGAGUCAUGAAGACAGGAGACAGGGAAGGGCGCGGGUGGAUGACCAGACCCUCACCUAGACGUACCACUCCACAGUCCCUGGUUCACAACCAGGAUUUUGACCAGCAAAUCAACGGCAGAAGAACGUGGAUGACCCAGUAGUCAUACACACCACCUGUGUACUCAAUGAGUGUGCAAGCGCUUCUACCAGCAGCGAACCAGGUACCGUAGAACUGCCAGUGCACACCAGGCUGCAAGGGUCAUGGUUUGUUGAUCGUGACAUAGCAGCCGCUCCGAAAUAUUGGAAACUGACUUAUACAAAUAUAUGCAUUUCUGCGGCGAUAGAAAUAGGAAGAGAAAGUGAGACUCAGUGCGAAAUGCGACCUAAGUAUUUGCCACAGAAGUCCUUGUGAAACAGAGGCUGAUAUUGACAGAUCUCAAUUUAGAUGGAACCACAAAGAAGUCUAAUCAUUCAUCCUCAAGACCAACGCCGUUUCCAAGGCCCACGCGAACGAACGGACCUUUACAAACAAAACCGCCGGGUUCUCGUGCCAGCCAACAGGGAGGCAGCAGAAAAUAAUGCGCAAAAUGACUUGAUUGUAAUGUGAAUCCUGAAGACAUGAAACCUGUGACGUGAUCCCAACCACGUCAACCUGCGCAAUGAGUCCCACGAAGGGCAAGAAUGUUCCCACAGUACGUUCGCCUAUUUGAGAAAGGAAUUCGAUACAGCGAACAGACGCAUUUUUCGAAAAAUAUUGAUAAAAUUCGAACGUUUAUGAAAACGACCACGUAGGAUGAGGCACCUUAAAAACAAGUGGGCCCGUCUAUUGAGGAAUGGAUUGAUAUUGGGUGCGGUCAUUUUAACGAGCGGAGGAGAUCUGAGUUACGUAGACAGCAAAACAUUUAAAUAAACUCAUGUUUUCCGCAGUCCACCUGGACGACUUCUUGCAUAAACGAGCAACCAUCAACGUUAGCCUUGGAACUAUUAUUUUAAGAAUGUCCACCUCGUCGGAAGCUCGAAAAAGUACGGUGCAUAGCCGGUCCCCUGCUGGCAGUACGGAUAACUGCCGAAAAAUUGGUAUUUCUUUGUCUGGGUAUCUUUGUUUCAGGGCACAUAAACUUACAUGAACACCAAAUCAACAGCCUCCGGAGUCAUCUGAAUGGAUAAGGACACUAAGAAUUUACAAUAACGAGAACACCGGAAUACGUUUUAUAAAAGUCGCAAAAGUCUCAAGGUCUACUCAAAUCUUCCUAACGACAUUGUGAAGUUUAAUCACAGAUCGCCUUUCUUCUCACGUCCUAUUCUACCGUGAAUUUAUAAUGGCAAUGAUAAUGUCGUGCGCCUAACAUCUAGCAUCAGCGUCCACGUUGAUCAGCAAGUCCUCACAUAUCCUCGUGUUGGCCAAAUUUUCCAAACACCGAUUAUCAACGCACCUCUGUUAAAAUCUGAUGACUGUUCUCAUCUAACUGCCCGAAUGCAAUUUAAAGAAAAAUACUGAACAUCCUUUGUCGGUCUGCACGGGGACUUCUGGCAAAAGUGACGAGAUUCCUUUCUCCUCACCUCUUUGCGAGUCUCGUUUUUUUCAUUUGCAACAUUAAUCGCUGGUGUAUUUUAAUUAAUUACUUAGGCAACGGACUGUCAAAGUCGUAUUUUGCUUGACUGCAAGGUUGGGAUAAUGAAGCUAUAACCGAUGUAAUAGAAUUUUAUUCGUCUGAACUUCCGGUUCCUCCAAAGUCAGCAACACAUAAUGAUUACCUCGUUUUUAUCUUCUUCUUUUGAAAUUCUUUCUGUAAUUCAGCUGUUCACUCAGAUCAUCGUAAAUUGCUUCGGUGGCGGCUACGGUUGGAAUAAGAAUAAGGAUCAGUCAUAUACCCUAAUCCCAACGUUAGUUUAACUUCAGGAUUAGGAUUUAACGUUUUUGCACACACACACACACACACACAAUUUCCAUCUCAGGACUCCAUUGCCCAGAUUGAGUACUACCAGAGCUUCAAAUACAAGCUGGGCCCGGUAAACCGUAACGACAGAGAAAUUAGUUUGACCGAUAAUCGAUCCUGGUUCUGGGAUUACUGAUAACAUCCUCACGGCCUGUCGCAUCAUAAAAGUUUCCACCUUUAGACCUUCUAACCAGGUGGGAUACCAGCCAUAGUGAAAGACAAGCGUAAAUGGGCUAAGCAAUCGCGGUACUCAAUCCGGAAAUAGACAAUAAAGCGCAACACUUGAUCUGCAUACUAAAUAGACUUUUUUUGUCCAGCACAACUUGAGGAAACUGGUAAGAAGAGAUUACUCAAAACUGCAAAAUCGGGGCAUAGUUGAAAUGCUUAAGUCCUUCAGAAACCUUCCGACUGCUGGCGUGUUGUUCAUGCCUAUGCGCUGUUUUGCUUAAGAUUCCGGUUGAGGAAUCAUAAAAGUCUGCUUUAUACGCUUAAAGUUCGCAAGUCUUUUGUUACCAUACAAGCUAUGGCAAAACUGCCAAUUUAUUAUGUCUGUCAUUUAGCAAUGUUCGUUCAAGUGAGCUGUCUGCCAGACAUAAGAAUUUACAUCAUGAUUUGCACCCCCUACUGUUAGGGUACAAAGUCUUAGCCGGAACACCGGCUUCCGAUUUAAUGUCAGGCAAACCAGUCGCUAACUCAGCCAGUUUACAGUAAAGAACAAAAUAGAGAUGUCCUCGUUUUACAUUUCCCAAGACUACAUGCGAUUAUAAUAAAAGUAACUUAUUUUUGGCUAAUGUGGAAGGAGGGUCUUGGUCGUUAAACGCCUCUUACUUAUGCAUCAGUUCGUUCAGCCGGCCAUACUCUUAACUCAUCUUUGCAAGUUUACGUCUUUUAUUCUUUUCUUUAUCACACUGUAAGUCAUUAUGCGGUUGCCUUUUCGUGAUCUAUCGUAUAAUAUUCGGAGUCCACCUGAUUUGGGAGGCCAUGCAAAUGAGCGUUAGCCUGUUACUUGGUGCACUUGCGUCUGUUUUAACCUUCAUGUGGGAGAGCAACUUUAGAAUAAAGGUCAUUUUGGAUAGAAAUGUUGUCUUUUAAAAUACCACAGGCUUAAUUAAGAGAAUCUUAAACGGGCAACGCCUUUUAAGGUUUCACAGUCAUGAUAGGAAACUUUAUGUAUUUGCUUUUGCAACCAAAGCAAUUAAAUGAACACAUAAAAGUUACCCAAUAUUCCCGUGAUAUGGGAGUUCAUUUUACAAUGGGCCUGGGUACUAACACAGGACGAAUUAUCCAGGAGUUUAUAAUUUCAACUUCUACUUUCAGUCGCAUGUCACUGCUAACCGCUUUGCUUAUUUUUUUCCGACUAGUAUGGACUUUAUUUGCACGAACUGGGACAUGUUAUUGGCUUGGAUCAUGAACACAUUAGAGCCGACAGAGACAGUUUUGUGGAUGUUAGUUUGGAAGGUGUACCAAAAGACUACUGGGGCUUCUACGCAAUGAAGAGUCGGGCUGAAUUGCGCACCUACGGCACACCCUACGAUCUCCAAUCAGUUAUGCAUUAUGGACCUGGGGUAUGUAAAAUGUGCUUAAAACAAAAACUAACAUUUGCUGGUUUGGUGGAUGCACUUAUUAAUUACUGCUUAUGCUGUCAACAUAGUUGUGAUCUGGCGAACGUAUUUGUGAAAAAUAAGAUAAGCAUGGCCGUCCACCACCAUCAACAGAAGCGUAAAUGCCGUUUACCAACGCGCACAGACCGAAUGUUUCGUUGUUUAUUUCCACGCCAGGUCAUGUCUCUACGGCACAUGAAUCUGUGUUUUAAAAGCUGCGUAAUUUAAUUAGUCGCUCGGAUCUCACGUUUAUGAGGGUGAUCUAGAGAUCAGAUCUCAGGACCCAGUGCAACAGCAACCUAACAACCCCAACUGUCGCCUCCACAACCGCCUUCAUCGUCACCCCUGCACCAACCUAUAGGACACUGACAAUGACGACGACCUCGCUCACCACUAGUGAUGAUCACAUUCUCGGGGCUCUCAGCCAUCGAUUACAGCCAUUUCUAUCAUCCCUGCCACAAAGCCUGCGACGACGGCUAUGACUACCGCCUCUCCCAUUCCCGCCACCGGUGAGAACACUCCCGACGCCUCGUCAACCACUACCCUCACUAUCACCGCCCCAACCACCUGCGACGUGUACCCAAUCUUCACCUGCUCUCGCUCGAUCGCACAUUCGUCCCGCACGUUGGUCUGGUCGGUCACUUAGGCACCCAUUACACUGUGACCGGCGCACCAGUGCCAGCAGCCCCGACACACAUGCCACAUCCGUCUCCACUCUUCGCACAUUCACUCACCGCACGAGCCUAUUCGAUAAAAUGCGUACCCACGACGGCGGAAUUGGCCGCAGUCCUGAAACACCAAGCAUAUCUUGUGCAUGCAACCACUCUCCCAUCCCCAGCCCUAUUAACUCCCCAUCCACCAGCACGGCUACCACCAGCAGCAUAUUAGCCCCAACCGACUCAGCACCUCCAAACCUAUCCUGUUGAUACUGCCGCCGCACAUACACACCGCGCAUUGGUCUGGUGAGUCACUUGCGAGUCCGUCACAUGGAAACUGGCGAACCAGCGCCUGCACCAUUAACUUACACACACUGCCAGCUUUGGUCUUGCACAAUCAGCCAUUGCAUGGGCCUACUCGGUCACAUGCGCCUCUACUAAAAUCUAUGAUAAGUCACCGCCGACUAGACCACAUCACAACACCCUUCUCCAUCAACACAUGCAUCAUAGGCGAAGACCCCCAACACCACACAACACAGGUAGCUCUCACGUAUGUGAGAAGUGUGUUCCUCAGCGUGUCAGUCACAUGUGCGAUCGUAGCAGUCUAUCCCGCCAAGUGAAGUUCCGAUAUGCGUAUGAGGGACCAGGUCCCGCGUAUUGCACGCGCAGACGUUGUGCACUUAGCUCUGUCAGCCGCCUCUACCAAUCUGAAUAUUAAUUGGUUUACAUGCUUGGACAGUCGACUGGUGCAUGGGAUAAUGUAGAGCAAGUGAGAUUGACACUCGGCGCAUAGUUCUCCACUAUAAGCAAUCUGGCGCGCUUGUGACUGUCGGUGGCUUUGAAGACUACCAAAUGACGGAGAACUCGGUCCUCCCAGGAGGACGGUGAGUCAGGCUGCAAUGGGUCCUUCCUAAAGUGAUCAUUAUGACGUUCCCACUCAUUUGGGAUCUGAGCCGUCCCAUUGCCUUGCUGUGUGAAGUUCUGGUCAUUUGUACGUUGUGCUUCAGAGGGUGUGCUGACUUCGGGUUUUGUGCUAGCUUCGGGUUUUUGUCGUGCCAGCCACCUACGGCCUCUCCCGCCUCCGAUUUUCUGGACUAUGUCAUGUCGCCGGCUAAGAUGGUUAAGGAGGGAGUGCGGUGGAUGCAGCACAAGUCCACAAUCACUAUAAGCUAAUUAACUCGCAGGUCACCGCUGCUGGGUGAACCAUACCGUGGAGCACACAGUGGACAUAGUCGAAAGUAACAGUCAACUGUUGAGGCCACGCUAAAGAAAGGUGUAUAUUUGUUUUCUUGACGCUGGUCCGCCAGUCUUAAAAAUGCGAUGGAUUCAUAAGGGCAUGACCAAGCCGACGCUUAAUGCAAAUUGUGGCAGCAGUCAGGACAGGAUGGGACUGUAGCAGCUGAGCUGUUGUUCUCGCGAUUCUCUUAGCGAUUUCAACACUGAUGGUAAUGGGACUAAGGAUACGGAUAAAUGAGGAGUUUUCAGAUGCAGGAGGUAUGUUUGUCAUGAUAAAAUUGCGGUUAAAUCCGCUGUCCCGAAUACGCACAUGGCCAGUUUGAUUCAUGCGAUGUCUGAAAGUCCUGGGUCAUUGCAAAGGGAUAAGUCAUGUGUCACGGGGGUAUGCUGAGGGCACAUGAUGACAUGCCGGAUUUACAGGUGCUGGUUCAUCAGUUCUGUGCGUUGAAUUUGCAAGUGCCCGACCAGACCCAUGCAUAGCGAGAAAAUGUGGUGGCAGCGGUGAGAGGUUGCAAAUAAACACACGUUGUUGAUGGUUGUAAUACUUUGUAGGUCGACAGUGGAGUCCAGAUAAAUUUUUCUAGUGGUGGUGUUAGUAGUAGUAGUAGUAGUAGUAGUAGUAAUAGUAGCAGUAGUAGUAGUAGUAUUAGUAGUAGUAGUAGUAGUAGUAAUAGUAGUAGUAGUAGUAGUAGUAGUAGUAGUAGUAGUAGUAGUAGUAGUAGUAGUAGUAGUAGUAGUAGUAGUAGUAGUAGUAGUAGUAGUAGUAGUAGUAGUAGUAGUAGUAGUAGUAGUAGUAGUAGUAGUAGUAGUAGUAGUAGUAGUAGUAGUAGCAAUGAUCCCGGACCGACCGACGUGGCAGAGAACAGCCGCAACAAUCUACGAAGCCAACCGCGUCGCUGACGCCAAAGCCAAACCUGAACCUCGCAAAUCACAACUGCCCCAGCCUUCCAACGUCAACGCUCAAACGCCUCAAAACCGUCCACGAUGUCAGGGGGUGUUUGGGACACGCAUUGGUCUUACUGAAUAUCUUCGGACCCAGCGCAUCAUCAACUCUUCAACGUGUACUUCUUCUCCCAUCUUCCCCUCUGCCGCAAACUCCGCGCCGAACGCCGUCCUCGUCGCCGCCGCCCACAUUGUCGCCGCACCCCGCCAUCAUCCAUCGAUGCCACUCCUUUGUCCCAAGCGUUACGUCGACCGCAACGACCAGCACCACCAAUAACACAGCCACCUCACGCACUCCAACCACCGAUGGGUCGACGUCCGACAUCUCAUCAACUUCAAUCUCCAUUAAUAUCCACACAUCCGGCGAUGUGGACUCGGUCCAGACCUGUCCUCAUUGCGAUCGCACAUUCACCUCACACCUCGGCUUGGCCGGUCACUUGCGAGUCCAUCGAACAGAGACUGGCGAACCACUGCCACCGCAUAAGCCUAUUAGGCCCCAUGCGCAUUCACAAGGACCUGUAGUAGACAACCUCCGGUCACACCACACCACCACACCUUCCCCCAUCAGCACCUGCACCUAACGUCAUCACCCACCACAAAACACCCUCCUCCCACGCACUUGGGAAGUGUGUUUCUCGGUUCAUUCUUCAUGCGGCUCUUCUGUUGUAUGUAUGAUCCGAGUCUGGGACUAUCACGGUGCGUCGGCCGCCUGGGCUUGGACGGCUGCUGACUGACGUCCUAACUCAGUCCACGCAGUCUGCCCAGUUGUGUGUGCGUUUGUGUGAAGUGUUGGACUGGUGGUCUGAGAGCCAGGCUGUCACGGCGCCUUCUUAAGCGAUGAGUGACACUCACGCACCUGAUGAGUGUGUAUGUAUGCUUUAUGGGUAAUGCCUCUCAGUUGUCGGGCUUUUAGUUACCCAUCCUUGAAGGGCGACUGCCUGCACAAAUGCAGGGCCGGAUGUCACCCUUAUGGGCCUAGGGGUCUGUAAGCGUCUGCUAUGCCAGGAUCAGCAAACGAUGGCCCUCGCAGCCUGGUACGCGCUGGCAGUUCGCUGACACCUGGUUCCCUGCCGGUAGGUGCGCUUGUGCACCCACUGGGUAUACAGGUCGUGAACAUGGCUGCCCAGUCGUCCUCUUCGUCUUUCUGACCCCUUGUGGUGUUGUUGCUGGUGGUUAAAAUCCUAGUCAAUUAUUUUGUGAACCAGGAGGUGAGGAGUGGAACGCCAAGGUGGGGCUUCAGCUGUGCCAUCCAUCUACGCUCUCCCCCGCCUCCAGUUUUUUUGGCUCUGUCUUAACACCGGGCCUAGGUGGGAGGGGAGAGAGUGCGGCAGAUGCAGCGCAAGUCUGCUAUCAUUAUAAAAGAAAUCACGCGCAAAUCACCAUGCCAGCUUCACCUUGCUGUGAAGCACACGGUGCAGAGCGUUGACAACGACGGUCGAAAUUCUCGCAAGAGACGACAACCGCGUGAGCUACUUGAAUCAUGGUUUACUGGCCCCCAGUCAAUUAGCAAGUGCAAUGAAUUUCCCCUUCCAUACUAUGUGCUGAAACUUCGCCUAGGCGAAGUAAUUAGCCACGCGGGGAUCGCACAUGUGAACACUUGUCCCAACACUAGGGUCGGUGCGUCAGAUGGUCGAGCAAUCAUCCCACCAACAUCCAACGCACGUGAUGAAAUUGUGGCAAUUAACGACGCGAAUGUCGGCCAUCACACCUCGUGCAACGAUCCGUGAUGAAGGUGGGAGCCUUAAAAAUUCAUAGGUAUGCGGUAGCAUGGCGACUGCAUCCUUGUGCAUGAAUCACCCGUAUCUGCUGUUGUCUCUGAUGAUGGGUUCGAGCAGGAAUCCAAAACGUCAGGCCAAUAAAGCUUUUGUCCCAGCGUUCGUGUCUCCUUCUUCAAUCCUGUACAUCUAUAGUUCUCUGUUGAGUAAGAUACCGCAAAAGUAUCAGACGGAGACCGAAGAACACGGAGCCGGCCGAAGACUUUGCUGACUUUUGGAGAUCUUACUUGCGAUUUCGCCUUCAAUCUUAGUAUUUCUUGAAGUCAUACUGCUAAGGCACGCGAAUUAGUCCGCCGCUGUGAUAUGAGUCUCACCGAGAAAUACACGGAGUUUUGUUUGCUUAGCCAUUGGUGUUGGUUGGUGCAGAACCACUGUCCUUUCCGUGGUGACGGUCAGGCCGAAAGCGGAACAGCCGGAGGUCCACAUUCCACUGCAUGUUCUCUCGGUUCUGGUGCUUAGCCGGCGGCCGUUCGCGAACAACAUAACGUGAACUUUGUCCAUGGAUAUCCUCGGAAAUACUUUCGGGUGACGGAUGCUGAGCAGCUUUCCGUCUGUCCGGUAGCUGAUGUCGGUCCUCAGUCGAUCCUGGUGACAGUCAUGUAUCAGCACGAUUAAUAACAUGAGACUGAGGAGGGUGGGAGCGAAAACGCAUCCCUGCCUUGUCCCACUAAUAGUCGCGAACAUUUAAACGACUGUCCUGUUGUCCGUGAGGCGAGCAAUCAUUUCGUCGUGAUGUGAUCUUAACAUGUGAGUCAAACGCUCAAAAUAUCCUUGUUGCUUGCACGAUUUUCCGGGGUUAAUCGCGAUUAACUGUUUCGAAGGUUUUUGUUGGAUUGACGAACCUGUUAUAUAGUAUGGCUUGUAUUUCUUACCACUUCUCAUCCAGUUGUUCAACCGCAAAAUCAUUCUUAUGUUUCUAUAGUAUUUCCGAAAUCCGAACCGCGUUUCUGAAAGAAGUCCUUUCAUCAAACAUAAGUCAAUGAGGUAGAAUACGCGCUCAGACUUUUCCUGUGAUGUUGCGACGCGAGAGGCCCUUUGGUUAACGCAUAGUUGUUAGUUACCCUUGAGUUUGUAAAUGUGCACAAUGAUCCAUCCUUGAAAUGCCAGGGAAAGUGGUUUUGUUGCCACAUCUCCUGGAAUAUUGAGGUAAAUUUUCCAUGAAUUGUGGACUUCUGUGCCUUUAGACUUUGACUGGGACUGUGACUGCUACCGGCGCUUUGCCAUUUUAUAACCGUUGUAAUGCUUCGAUUGUCUCAAGGAGAGAGAACGGACAUCUAAAGUCAUCGUUGGUGAGCAUUUGAGAAAGUCGGUUGAUGGUUUCCUCGCAUAUCGUCGAAGGGUGGUUGAGAACGCCCUGGAAGUGCGCGGUUGGGCGUUCCAGAAUCUGUAUCUUCUGCGUCAGGAUGAUUGCUCCAUCCUGGCUCAGCAUUCAGAGACCAUAGUCCACAAUGAUGGUAGUGGAGAAAUUCUUUAUCGCACGACGGUCGACAUUCUUGGUAUUGUCGAGCCCACCGGUCUCAGUCGUUCAUACUCUUUGCUAGACAAAUGGCUUUCUUUGCAAAGUGUCUCGAUUAUCGACACUGCGUGAAUUCAAGGCUAUUAUUGAAAUAACUUCCAGUUGGACUCAGUUGUGUCAUCUCACUUUACCUUCAAAGUGCUGUGUGGGCGGGAAAUUAACAGUGUUUGAAAAUUCCGCGACAGAACAUGCAGCAGAAUCGAAAAAUGACGUCACUGGAGACGUAACAAAUCCGAGGAGAAUGAAUUGCUCACCACUUUCAGUGUUCUCAUUUGUUAAACCACGACUUCCACCGAAUCCCUCUACCGUGGUCUAACAGCCAAAUUUAUGCCGGUGCUAUGUAAAAUAAACCUAACACCCUUUUGUUAUAACAUCUCAGAUUGGUUUGAACAGAGACUUUCCUUGAUACAUGGUUGAUAAAUUUUGGGCGAUUCCAUUAAAUGCGCACGGUUAAUUUAAAAGGAGCACAUAAAUAGUUAGAAUUUUGGGGCUAAUUCGACAAACGACAUGGCGACUUAUUCUAACGACGGUCUAACUCGAAAAUUUGUUAAAAAUUUAAACUGUAGCUAUAACACAUGCACCCCGACCUUUGGAUAAGGAUUUUAAGAUUCGAAUCGAAAAGUCGACCGGAGUUCAUGUUGGUGGUUUCUGCUAACUCGUUCACGCCUUCAUCACUUUCUACCUUACUAGUCCUUCUCGACUCACGCCAACAAGUCACCACUCACCGUGAGGGAUCCAACCGUUCGGCAUAUUUUGAGGGAGGUCUAUACAAAGGACAUUUCGUUCUGGGAUGCCAAAGCCCUAAAUCAACAUUAUGAAUGUAACAGUAUGUUGUUUAUUGUUUUGCAUCACUUAUUGAGACAUUGUGACAUUUAAUUCUUAUUGGUUUUUACCGCAAGCGGUAAAAGUGAAAUAUCUAUUCAGAUCAUGCAAAUAUAUGUCCCAUCCCUGCCUAACCCCGCCUAACCCCGCCUAACCCCAUCAAAAAUGGCGGGGUUAGAGGGGGCUACGAAGGGACUUAGCGGGGCUGUGGCGGGGCAUUCUACGCGGCAGCCCCACCUAGCCCCACAUUUCCGUCCACUUUUCGCACCCCUUCAAAAUAUCGACCCGUAUUGUGAGUCCCCUGAGGCGCACACACAUAAUACCUACCGGAGGAAGUUUCAGAGCUCAGUAUAGGCAUUUCUCGUUCGGGGGAUGAUUGCCAACUGCUGUUGACGUUGCGGGAACCUCAGACUCAGGCUUUUCAGCGGCCUCAUAAUAUGAAUUCGUCUGGUGCUUAAUGCGCUUGUAUAUGGUGAUUCGGUGAUAGUCACAGUAAUUACGCUUCAUAAUUGCUUUGAACAUUCAGUAAAAAACGAUAAAAAAUUUGUAUAAGUAUAACACCAAGGCUAAAUAGUACAGACUACGUGAACUGACUGGUGAGUAAAUAACAAAACAAUUAGCGUAAGAUACAUAAAGUAACUAAGGCAGUUAUCACGAGCAUGAAAACAGUAUUGAUUGACGCACGAUAUUAUCCGCGACCCGUGGGCGCAAACGAGUGCUUUUUCCAUUAUAUAUAAGCCACUUUUGAUAAAUUAGCUCCUUUUAAUGCCAAAAAAGUACAAUGAGCGGUGCUUUUGAAACAUAACUUUCGAUGCAAAUACACUUCAAAAUGCUUCAAUCCGGAGGGGGCUCCGACACCACAUAUGAAGGGGCCAUGUGCUGGCAGGGAUGGUAAUAUGCGAAAAAGCAGUGUGCUUAGUAAAAAAAAGUAGAUGAGUCCCUUCCAUACAUAUUUUAAACGCAAUGUUGAUGAAGAAGUGUCCACUAGUUUCGAUUUCUUUUUAUUGUAGUUUUAAACGUGAGUGCGACUACAUCACAGAGUAUAUAUAUUUUAUUUUCGAUGACAGAUUUGUAACCUAGCUGUUAAUUUUCGAAAUAGAGGGAUGAAGCAAAAACAGAACACAACUGAAAGCCUUUCCAACUAGUUUUUAUAAACAUAGUAAGAAAUACAGAGAAAGGACAAAUGAAAAGCCAUCUUUUUCAGUAAGCCUUCUGUUCCUUUACCUCUGUGUAACUGAUAUGUCAGUGUAUCUAUCCCUGGCUAAUAUGCCGCUGUUUGCUUUGUCAUCCAAAAUCUCAGAACGAUGCAAAAAGCCACCAGCUUGUUUACCACCAGGCUUUGUUGACAAAAACUGUCAGUGUCAAGUUCCGGCAGGUAAGCCACAAACAUUUUCCCGCUUUGGUAGCAAAAAAUGACCCGGUACUUUACUUUUAGUCCUUUAAACGGAGUUCACAAAAACGCAUUUUUCCUGCACUUGACUGUUUUCUGACAUUCGUUUAUUCUAAGGUAAAAGGGGGAGAAUACUAUUACGCAUAGUAAAGAGGCGCGGGGUUAUAGAGGUUCUGUUGUGGGCACGUCCGGGAACGGAAUUAUCGUGUCUGGUCGUAAACGAAAAAUGGGAAACGGAAUCCGGUAGCUGUUUCAGUUACUCUGAGGUCAAGCGAGACGGCGACAUAAAGGAGUUGUUCGUCUGACUUUUCUGUUAAGAUAAAGGUUUACUUAUUGGAACUUUUCUGAAAUGUAGGAUGAAGAUGUGAUCCGCUAUCAUAUAAGUACGAAAAAUAAUAUCUUGUUCAUUUUUUCUACAAAAUAUAUUUGAACUUACAAGGACGUCAAAAUAAGUGGAAAAAAUGCAAGCUACUUACGUAGUCGUUCUUCAUAUAAUGCGGCUUUGUAGGCGAUUGAAAUUAAAUGCCUUCAAAAAUUGACAUCCUGGGGCGUCCGAAAAGUCACGAAACUACGCCGAGAGAUAAUCAGUAUUAAGUAGUCUCUACUAACCAAAAGCGCAUCUCAGAACUUUGGCUAACAUUUCAUGCGAUCGGUCACUGACUGCCAUCUGCAACUCUGAGGUCCCACUAAGGUCACAUAUUCAUUUUGCGGAGAUUUUGUCCGAAACGUUCUAUUAUUUUAAAUAAAUGAAUAAAUUAGAUUCUUAUCUAGACCAGAACAGAAGAGAUGAUACAUUUAUUCAGUAGAAAAUACGCAUUCAUGAAAGACUAGCAUCAGAAGCAUUCUUCGCAAAAUAGCGAAUGGUAAGGUAUCCAGCUCAGAUAACUAUCUACCUGAAGGGAACGUCUACGCGUUUUCUUCUACAAAAAAUGCUUCGAAUAAAUUUUUUUGAGAAAUGUCUAGGCACCUAAAAUGCGUUUUAAUAACAUUCGCAUUACAAAGAAUUGACCAUUUUGCCCUACAUCACUCGUUGACCGUGCGAAUUAAGUCAGUAGGUUGCCACUAUGCAUGCGUCCGCGAUAUGCUACUUCUAAAAUCAAAGCGUUUUGAUUGCGAUUUUAACUUGAAGAAAGCUACUCCGAUAAGUUUUUGCGUGAGACUACUUUUUUAUCGUAGGAAAGGUACUGGCGAAGACGGCGAGAGCGCUACUAAUUUUCUCCUCUCCCGACUAUAGUCUCACGUUUGUCUAUGAAUAAUUCCUACUGUUCGAAAUUUUUAGAUUAACUUUCGAGAAAAAGCCAAAGAACCAGAUAGUACUCAUACCAGUUCAUGCGGAAGCUCGCGAGGUACACUAGCGCAAGAUCAAACUAAACCCUAUGUUAUUGCCUUUUCCGAAAGAAUUAAUGUUCUUUUCAUCAGAAAAUUUUAUAACUUCCUCAACUAAUACACAAUUCGCAUUCAAAGUUUUCUCGAAGAGGCGCUGUACCGAUCUCUUGAACAUAACUGAAUGCACAACACUUGAGAACCAACUGGAGUGCUAUAGGAACGCCAGUUACAUGGCUGUCAAGUGUCGUAACACGUGUGGCUUCUGUUACAAGGAAUCGUUUGCACAAAUAGGAAAACCAAAGCGAAAGUAAGUCUAUGGUGCUUACAAGUUUAGUAUGCGAUUCUUUGCAUCCAUGGCAUUGUGUAGUGCUUUGGCUAUCUGUUGAAAAGUUGCAAAUUUACCCCGUAAUCAACCUUUUCGGCAAAAUCGUUUAUAUUUAAGUUGAGAGUUGUGACGUGAACACUAAAGUGCCCCAGAAAAGUUUUUAUUCCGUCAAUUCAGACCGUAACAUGUUAAAGUAUAAGUGCAAAAUUUGAUGACAUUGGUUGACAUUUAGUAACUUUAGAAAGGAGCCGCUAACAUUUACGUAUAAGUGAGCUAAACUAUUAGAUUCUUGUCAAGUUUUUGGUAAUCGACCAUUGUUAUAAAACGCCAAAUACUUAUUUUCCUUCGUCGGUUACUUAAAACGCGAAGUUGCGUUUAAAUGCCCCGCCAAGAUGCAGACUUCCAAAAGCGUCUGUGCAUUGUGUUGCAGAAGGUGAAUGAUAAUUGUCAUGUUCCCAGUGUUUCAUACCUGUUUUUAAAUUAGGUGUGAGAAAGCUUCUACCAACCAACUUCUUUAAUGUACUUUAAGAGAGCAUCUUGACGGUCUUUGCUUUCAAAUAAAAAGUACCAAAUCUUGUCAGGUACCACUUUGAUGUCAAGCGCAUGUUUACAAAUUUCCAUCUUAUUCAAUUUUAGCUGCGAUGAUUUUCACACCAACUGUCCUCUGUGGCAGAAAGCAGAACAGUGCACAAAAAAUGCCAAGUACAUGCGACUCAUGUGUGCCAAGAGCUGUGGUCUCUGCGCUGACCCGACAGAACAAACUAUACACAAUCUACCAACCUGUAGAGAUUCCUACAUUUAUCCGGAAGACUGCAAAGACUGGGCAGCGAGGGGCGAAUGUCAACGAAACCGACUUUGGAUGGCUCACAACUGCGCCAAAUCCUGUGGUCGAUGUACUCAACAGACUACCACGUGAGAUUCGUAGCAGUUACUUGUUCGUUUACUUAUCCCAGCCGUGACGUCAUUUGAAGUCAGCAUGGCGCUUCUCUAGUCCGUGGACUCAAUUCAAGCAAACGACCACUCAACAUUUGUAAUUGCUCUGCUAACUAAUGCUCUAAACACCAUUUUAUCGAAGAAUGCGCAUAACAACCAAACAGAAACUCCUAGUACUGUAUGACCGUAAGCAGCAAUCGGAAAACUCUGCCGACAACCUUUGCCAUAUAAUUACCUCAACUGAGGUUGUAGACAUGCAAGAUACGGUUCCGAGAGCUUUUAUGGGCAGCUAAACAAUCAUCGUUUUCUCAGACACAAAUGGCGCCCUCACCAGCCUUGAGCGCAUGAUUAAUAAAUUAAGAAUGAAAUCGUUUUAGUUAAGUUUUCCUCAAAAUUCUCUUCCCGGCACUCGGACCACCACAAAUAACUAGAUUCAUCGCGCACCCCCUGAAGUGGGCGUAACGCCGGUGAGUUGCGCAGGAUUUUGUGUAGUGUGGAGAAGUCUUUACCCAGAAAUUAACUGCCAAAUUGGCGUAGACCCGUUUUCUCUAGGUCUAUUGGCUCAUGGAUUGUAUGGUAUUCCCUUACCCUAAAUGAUCCUACUAGCUGCCUCGCGGCAGUUAAUGAAUGUUACGCAGUUAAUUGCUGUGGAUGACGGACGUCCGCCAAAAAACGUAUACAUAAAAAUUUCGUGCUGAGCUUAUUGACCUAGGGUAAGCUGAUCCAACUAAUGUUCGCAGUAAAUUUAUGCGGAAAUUAAAAAGUACAAUUUAUUGAAUUGGAGUAUCUACCAGAAAAUAUGCGAGGAAUGCCGGGGAACCACUGAUGAGCCGAACCCAUCACAUCUGUCAGACAAGUUCAGAAUAUCGGCGAGACACGUGUGUAUGGGCAUUUGGCCAGUACCUGUGUUUAUAGUAUGAUAUGCAUUUAUCCUAAAACCAUCGUCUAUCAAAUGUAACUAGCGUUUUAAGCAGCCUCCAUUUCAAACCGAGUAAAUUAAACAACGGACAUUAGUGCCUUGCGCAGGAUUUAGUUUAGAGUAGAGAAAACUUUCGCAGCGUCUGACGCACUCUCUCCUCUCCCGCCUACCUGGCUCCUGAGAGAGAGCGCUGUCAGGACGAGCGAAGAUGGGCUCGAGUGCAGUGACUGGAAAGGCUAAACAGCCCACCUACGACUGUCGAACCCGAUCUAGUUUCCACAGAACGUAACAGACUUUCGUGAGGUUAGCCUUGAUCUCACAUUAGCCACAAUGCCAUAACGGCCACAUCUAGUAGGAACCAUAAAAGCCUGACUCUCAGUCCUGAGAGCGACAGUGUAAUCUCGUGAGUUAAUGUCUUUCCGGCCACGACUCUCUGCACGUCCUAAUGGGUCCGAGGGCGUCAUAGCUAUUGUAGUAAAAAAUACGCUGGUGUGACGUGAGGAAGGAUUCCCCAGUGUCGGCCUCAGUCAUACCUCUCUCGUAUGCAGCAGUCCACUUUCCGAUUCUGUCAAGCAGCUGGUAAUGCAGUUGGGUGUACUGACUGACACGACAUGUGGGUCUACGUCUAGUUGUGCUAUUACACUUCUUCCUUGUACGUAAGUAAUAAUGGCUGAGGACGGACUCUGCACAGCCUGAUAAGACACGUGUCGUGGACCAGUCUGAGUUCCGCCAUGGUCCAACGCAUUUACACUGCAGUUACCUUUUCAAUAGUAGACAUGAAGAACACCGUAAACACAGGAUAGAUCUCCAGAAUAAAUGUAUUCUUAUUCGGGCGGCACAAUAACUGUGAUUUAAGUCAAAGUGUUUGCGAGUUGACUGAGGGUCUUCUUGAUUGAAUCUUACUUUUGCCGCAUUAACUGAUUGUUGCGUUACACCUUUGCAAAUUUAUUGAGGCCACUGGGCUGUAUGAAGAACUUAUUCUUAACCAGUUUCCAUUUGCUAGCAAAUGUUCGUGUUGUGCUAGGUACCUGUGAGUGGACUCAACAAUAAUCAUUAUGGUCUUACCAUAGACUUGCAUCUUUGUUUGUCAUAAAGGAUGAGCUGCAAUAAACCUCUUGCAUGUGGUGGGGAAAAUGUUUUGUUCAUUGAACGUAAAUUUCAAAUGAGCAGGAUGAAAGUGCGCUUUGCCUGAUAAACAUCAUCCCUGAAUAUUCAGCCAGAAUACGGCAUAAAAUGUGGGCCGUUGGAGUCUUAGUUUCUGAAAUUUAGUCUUUUUAGUGUAUAAAGUGGAAGUCAUUCUGCCUUAUUAGUAACUCAACCUGAAAUGGCCGUUCUUUGCACUUAAUUUGCCUGGCCGGUUCGUGCGCUGCAAGUUAAGCAUUCUAAUCUUGUCUCUAAGUAAACUCGGCUACUGUUCCUACGGGCGAGUCGGACUACUUGCUCUAGGUGAUCGCAACCCACUCCUCUGCGACCCAUGUUUGAUGCAACCACGAGAUUCCAAUAAAUAUCAAUGAAUGUUUCGGUUGCAUCGUCUGCAAUGGAACUGUGUCUAUGGGUCCUAGACCUACGUACGACAAGGGCUGCUGUGGCCGCAAACAGACUGUCUUAUCAAAGUAGUUGUCAAAAAAAGACUUUUGAACGUUCAGACCACCGUUCCGUUGACUGUCGCGUGUCAGUCUGACGUUGGCCCUACUCUCAUAAGUGUUUGGACAUUUGUUAACGAAGGAGAACUCACUAAACCGACGUUGGUCACAUUUUUCUGCUGGGAUCCCGCAGUGUAUUUUCAAUUGUUGAGGCACAAGACUGCGUUUUGUUAGGGGAUAACUGGUGUCAAUGUUCUGUCUUUGCCUAAAGUUGGCGAUUAUUCUGCCAACCAUCAGAUAUCUAGAUGUUUUGGUUAGAACGGACAAGGACCGGGAAUUCGGUCUUCAUCAGUUGUAAUUCUUCACAUGCUCAAGGACUGCAUCCGCGAAGACAACUUUUGUCAGUGGCGUUUCAGCGAAAGUACCAAAAAUACAAACAACGAUUUUGGUCUAGCAGGGAAGUGACUGGCCUGAAAAAGUCAUCUAGGUAGCAAAAUGUGGUUUGCACGAUCACGGUCUUCAUGCAGGAUCUGGGCUUUUGCGGCCAGUCGGACCUGACCAAACGCAGUUCAGGGUGAUCUUCGCAGCUGCCUGAAUGAUUGCGUUGGUAUCCGUUUUGGUGCUGUAGAGUGGUUUUUGCCCUUCUUAGUUAAAUACUUCAGCUUAUUACCUAAAAACAUCCCAACACCUUAAUUUAGCCGAAAUUUCUCAAGUCACUCUAUGGCUUUUUCAUGGGAUCUGACUUAUAGUUUUUAUGAUUUCGUCUCUCACCGGCAGUUGUUAACGGCUCUGUUUCGCCUGCAUUCCCUAACCGGGCAAGGGCUGCUCGUACACAGACACACAUGAAACGUCAUAGAGUUUAGUAUGUUUUCAUCUAACUGAACGCUAUCUUCUUUUAUCACGUGAUGCGCUUUUGAGAAUACUUUACGCUUUAACAGAAAUCACGCACAAGCCAUAGUGUCUACUCCCAGCCUUCUGUGAAGCACACGAUGGACGUCGUCGAAAUAGAUGGUUUAACUGUCAUGUGUUGUCUGCUUUUUUGAAUAAAAGUUCAGUGAAUAAGUGAACUUCUGGGACCGCUCCGCAAUACACCAGGCCCUUAUUGCAGUUCUAUUGUAUUCUAGACCAGUAGAUCAUCUGACACCGCCUGAGAACCCAAAAGAGAAGGUGGGUCAUUUGACGCGGACGCAGAGGGUUCAUGAUGAGACGCGUCAUUCUGUAUCAGAAACCAGAACUUGAAAUGGGCCAAUUUCCUAUGCUGUUAUUUGUCCCAAUAGCCUAGAAACACUAAAUAACUUGAGCCUCUAAGAAGAUAUCCGCCAAACAUAUAAGAGGUGUUUGCGUUUACUUUGGGUAUCAUAGAUGCGAAGGUGCUUCUGCGGUAAAUAUAAACGUAAAAUCAUUUUUUUCCAAAUUCUAGUUCGUAAGUUUGCCUAAGGCGCGUUCUCCUUUUAGAAGCUGUCCCCGGAUUUCUAUUUGGAUUUCGGAGUCGUAAGGGCAAAAAGUCUAUCAGAACAUCUGAUCGUAAGAAUAGACGUGAAAACUGUGUCCAUUCGACAACUUGGAAGGGCUUUUACAGUUUUCUUUUAUUAGUUUUGCAUAAACAAUAAACUGCUGGAUACCUGCCACAUUGUUAGAAAUCUGUGGUCAACCUGUGGACUUUUGACUGGAAGUUUUACUACGCCUGAAUUGCUUCAUUUUUUAUUCAUGCUAUAUGUAUUUUAGUGCGCACUACUUUAUUUGCCAGCAGUUCACCUGCAUCACGGUUAUUGGUCUUGUGUCCCUCACACGCCCUUUUAGGCCUAUCCCCGCCACUUCGACGAACAUAAUAAUAGAGAAAUGCGAGGACAUUUACAAGUCUUCAAGUUGUUUUGCGUGGAAGCAGCGCAAUAUGUGCAAUAGUGCAUGGAUGAAAAGAAACUGCAAGAGAACCUGCAACUUCUGCCAGAUCCGGGGCGCAGAAACUUUGAACCAAACAACGAAAACACGUGAGUCCCUUCUACACGUCUCUGUAUUGCAUCAUGCUGACCCGUGAACAGACGUUCCAUUCACACGUAGGGUCUUCGUGUGAAAAUAUUUUUCUGUUGUGACUUACAUAUAUAUACUGAAGCGCCGGUCCACCGGAUGGUUUAAUGUUUUGAAAACCCACUAAAAUUCUCAUGUGACCUUAAUAUACUACAGGGGUAACCGAUUGUUUUUGUAAGAAAGAUAGUUUUGAGGCCUCUGUGAGCGUUAUUAGACAAAUUUCUGUUCAAGUAAUGGCCAAAAGCCUAAUUUUCUUUCCUCAAACGCCAACAUAAAGGCCUCUUCUGAACAUUCUGAAUAGGCAUCCUGGCAUUCUCCAUACGCUUCCUAACUUUGUAUUGACCUUUCUUUUAUCGAAAUACAAGUUUGUAUUGUGUCGCACUUACCAUGAUACAUCAGAGGAUGUCAUAAGUUAAUUUUUCUUCAAAGUAUGCGAACGGCACUUAGGUAUCCCGUUAUAAGCUUAAGGAGUAAACAAAGUUUAGGAUGUUAGAUGUCCACAAAUGUUGAGAUGAUUGACCCCACAACAGACGAGUCAGAUCGCCUGAAAACCCACCACACUAAGGCAUAUCCCACUGAUUUAAGAAAACUACGGCUCCCCACACAAGACCAUAUUCGAAUAGAUUGUUGUGGUCUCUAACUUCAAUAAGGCGCUAUAUCACUUGAGUCAAACUUUCUACUAAUAUGAUUCGAAAAGUACAAGGGAUAUAGGCGUGAUAAAACAUCAUGAGACACUAUUACGCAGGAAGUUAAGCGAAUGAAGAGAACAGUUCAAGCAGCAUAAUGCAACGAUGAUAGUAACUGUUUCUCCAGUCUCCAAACGAACACGUCUGUAUAUGCAGUAUCUGCACUGUUGUGGUCUAUCAACUUUCUGUACCCACUGGAUGUGAAGAGGCUCAACUUCAUAGCAGUUCGUAUCAAUAAACUAACAAUUAACUACGCACUGAUCUGGGCAAGAUAUUAUCAAAGGGAUUCGAACUACCACUAACACGAUAUCUCUGUUCUAUCAAAUUAAAACAUCGCAGGCCUGGCUUAACCAGCAAAUCGAUGGAGAACGUGGGCCUCCAACCACUCCUAGACAUCUUUCUCAAGCAUUUGUCCAAACCCUAAAGAAGACAAAUGACAACGCUGUGAGGGUUUUGCCAAGAUAUUUUGGCAGGUAGUCUACAGUUUUCGGAGGCAAAAUAUUAAAAUCGGACACUUCAACUUUGUAUUUAUUUACAAUGUAUUUCUAAAGAUAAAUUGGCUUUGACAUGAAGGAUAAAAAAUUUUUAGUAUGCUUUCUCCAGCAAUAUUCUGUCGUGUAAGAAAGGUGGGGGUCUUUAAUUGCGUAAAAACGAAAUCAGUCCUGCGGAAUUAUAGGCAGAGCGUGUUUUCGGUUUUACCUUAAAGGAGUAUAAGACGUUUAAUAAGGAGUUUGGUCUUCGGCAUUUCGGAACGUAUACACUUUUACUUGUGCGGGUUUUAAACUAGCUCAUACAAGACCUAUUCUUGCAAAAAAGGUUCCCCCUGUUUAUUUAGUGUCCACUGUCUGCAAAUCAAUAGGCCUUAAACAAUCGUUGCAAAUUCAUUCGAAAAAUGUCCAUUUAAAUAGGAAAACGUUAUCUUACUUCACGCAAACCCCUCGAUUUCCCCAGCCAGGGCAACCGAAUCGCCAGAAGUCGUCAGAAUGACAACACCCACCAAGGUCUUCUCCAAACCGUACCUGAGUCAUAACGUCCGGCACAUACAGCCCGUUAUCGCCCGUCCCCUCCCCUCGAUAGGCGUUUGCGCAAACGGCGACCCCGCGCGCAUUUGCCCCUUACAUUACAGGGCCUGCGUUACGGUGGAGAUAUUCCGAAAAUGCCCAAACAUCUGCGGAAACUGUGGUAAGUUUACAGAAGACGACUCCAUUCUGCCCACACUGUUAACCGGGUAAAGGCUACCUAUACACUGACGCACGAGAAACCUCUAAAAGAAUAGCAUGCUUAUUAUGACUAAAUGACCAUUUUCUUUAACUACGUAACAGAUUUGUACGAAUCUUUUCCCGAUUUCCCUUAAGAGAUAAGAGCUACAGCACAGUUACUUCGUGGUUAAUGUAUCUUCUUACAGAGAAAGCCAACGCUUGUUCGGUGGUAUAACCAACAAAUCUGGCCAACCGAAGUCCACAGGCGUUACUAACGAACUUUUUUGUUGGUUCACAGUUCAUAUCGCGGGAAGCGAAAUAGUGGACGUUUAUUUUCGGACUAGGCUGAUAUGCCUUCAAAACAUUCUUCCCAUGGGUUGGCUCCUUAAUGGGAAAUUCAAAACUAAGCUAGUUGCAAGCGUAUUCUGCCUCGAAGAUAAGCACCUGAACGCAUUAUUUUGAAUUUUAGGUUCCUGUGA
This is a messenger RNA of Spirometra erinaceieuropaei, 44519 nucleotides long. NCBI's taxonomy places the organism in Eukaryota, Metazoa, Platyhelminthes, Cestoda, Diphyllobothriidea, Diphyllobothriidae. The record is from the annotation of a GenBank genome assembly.